AUGUUUGAUCGGGACCGCCCGCGGGAAACCUCGAUUGUCGCGGAAGAUUGGAACAAAGGGUGUGUACUUCUUUCACGCUGGAUACCUAAAGAAAUUCACCACUGCGCAAGCGCUAAAUCAUCAUCGCUGGGCUUGACCAACAGUGUGGCUCAAUGGACUUUACUUACUCUUCUGUUAAGGUAAAAAACGAACGAAGCACGUCCCUGUGAAAAUCAAAAAGGCUGUUUCAAAAUGGUCGUGGUAGAUGCUUAAGAAGUGAACUGAAAGAAUUGCAUUCAAGGCAGUGAGUUUUAAAUGUGGAUUUCGCACAUUGAGAUCCUCGUUAGUCAGUCAAUAGAUGGAUGAUUUUUGCCGCUGUCCAUUUAACCCUUUAACCCCUAAGACUGACUAACAUCUAACUUCUCCUUACAAUAUCACCACUGAAUCAAACAUUAAAGUCAUGAGAAUAAAGGAGAUGAUCACCAACUAAAGAAGCUCUUGAUUAUUCAACAAAUUCUCCUUGUCAGAACCUUAGGAAAUUUCAAGGGAGUAGUAUGGAGAAUAUUCAUACUGAUGUUAGGGAGUCGAGGGUUAAACAAUACUGAGACUGCACGUUCUCUCUGUUACCAGCGUCUUAAGCCACGCGGGAUGUUAGGAGAACAAGAGAGAAGUGUGUAAAUCACGAGCGGGAGGCGAGUGAUUUACACCAGUAAACCGAUAGAAAGUGGGGUACAUUUUAUUUAUUAAAUAAACUUAAAACAAAACGCAGUAUGUUUUGAUUUUCUAUGGGUCUAAACGACAGGUUUUUGACCAAUCGGGUCGCUCGUAGCAUCUCAGAUGUUUUAUAUAUAGGGUAAUUUGGUUUUAUCAACUGCGUUGUUAGCGUGAGUUGGAAACUUACCCCCUUUAUUUUAUAAAUAGCCUGAUUUAUUGCAUCUUUAGUUGAGUUGUUGUUCUUUUUUUUUUUGUCAUCCUGUAUGUGAAUGUGUGUGGGUCCUCAGUUUGUACAUCAAGAUAAAAUGCUCUGAAAUCUCAUUAAAAUUAAACAUCAAGAACUUUUCAGUGAUAAAGCUGCAUUUAAAAGAACUACAUAGUCGUUUUGUUUCCCUUUUUCUUUCGUAACAGGAGCUUCGUGAACUUGUUGGUCUUCAUCAUGACAUUCAGUUUCUCUGUCUUGAGUUACACGUGA
Molecule: messenger RNA, 1168 nt
Organism: Pocillopora meandrina
Lineage: Eukaryota; Metazoa; Cnidaria; Anthozoa; Scleractinia; Pocilloporidae
Source: the annotation of a GenBank genome assembly